Molecule: messenger RNA, 1803 nt
Organism: Apaloderma vittatum (bar-tailed trogon)
Lineage: Eukaryota; Metazoa; Chordata; Aves; Trogoniformes; Trogonidae
Gene: SUN2
Product: Sad1 and UNC84 domain containing 2
Exons: 16
Biological process (GO): nuclear envelope organization
Cellular component (GO): nuclear envelope; meiotic nuclear membrane microtubule tethering complex
Molecular function (GO): protein-membrane adaptor activity
Source: RefSeq, a predicted model, not a curated record
GGGGAGCUCUCUACUAGAAGGAGAAGAGGCACAGGGGACACCGAGUCCAGUAAGAUCAACGGGCUGCUGGAGAGCAAAACAUAUGAUACCUACGCCUCAUCGUCUGGGUACUCUUCAGAAGAUGACUAUUCUGGUCAUUUUUACUCAGGCCAGAGUAGCUCUGGAUCAGGGCUGAGGAAUGCAGCCUCCCGGGUGGGCUCCUUCCUCUGGCAGGUGCUCACCUCCCCGGUUCGAUUCAUGGGGUGGCUGUUUAUGGGGCUGGCAGCUGCCUGGCAUCGCCUCACUGGUGCGGCUCCGCAUAUGGGCCGUGUCCCCAUUACCAGGCGUUACCCGUGGCUGAAGAGGUCCCUGCUGUUGCUGCUGCUCCUUCUACUCCUUGCUGCUGCCGCUUACGGAGCUUGGUACUUCUACCCAUAUGGGCUGUCAACACUCACAGCAGAUGAAAAAGAUGCUGCUGACUCUGGGGACUGGGUGGCCUGGGGAAUGCAGGGGGAGCACCGGCUCCUGGUUCGCUUCCAGGCCCUGGAGAAACGCUUUGAGGCCCUGGAGGCUGAGGUGUCGCGGUGGGAACUGCGACAGGGGGCAGCGGCAGUGACGGCGGGGGGAGAGCCACCCCCGGGGGACAUCGUGGCACUGCUGGAGGGGCUGGUGAACCGCCGGGAUGCGGGGCUGAAGGAGCAUCUCCGUACGGAUGUGACCAGCCACCUUCAGGGUGAGCUGGAUGCCCUCCGAGCCCAGGUGCAGAGGGAUAUGGAUGGGCACCUGGGGAAGAUGGCACAAGCCUCUAAGGAGAUGGAGACACGCUUGCUGGAGCUGAACUCGAAGUGGCAGAGCUCGGUGCAGGAGGAUCUGCGAGGGAGCUUCCAGCUGGAGGUGGGCAAGCUGGAGCAGGAGGUGGCAGCGCUGAGGAGGGAGCUGUCAAGCCUCAAGUCGGACCAGGAGGUGAUGGGGAAGCACGUGGAAGGGAUGCUAGAGCAGCUGAAGAUGGUCCGGGCUGAUGUGGAAGCACAGUUCCCAGCGUGGCUCAGUCAGUUCCUGUCGCGGUCCCGGAAGGACGGCACCACUGGCCUCAUCCUCCAGCGGGAAGACUUGCAAGCGGAGCUCCAGGCCCUGGAGCGCAAGAUCCUGGCCAAAGUCUCAGAAGACCAGAGGCUUUCGGCACAGGAUGCUCAGGCUGGUAUCGGAGUGGCCCUGCGGCAAGGAGGGACUGCAGGUGUGACAGAGGAGCAAGUUCAUCACAUCGUGGGCAAGGCCCUGAAGCUCUACAGUGAGGACCGCGUGGGGAUGGUUGACUAUGCCCUGGAGUCAGCAGGGGCCAGUGUCAUCAACACCCGCUGCUCAGAGACCUACGAGAUACGGACAGCGCUGCUGAGCUUGUUUGGCAUCCCCCUGUGGUACCAAUCGCAGUCGCCCCGUGUCAUCCUGCAGCCAGACGUCAACCCUGGGAACUGCUGGGCGUUUCGUGGGUCUCAGGGCUUUGCCAUCAUCCGCCUCUCCAGCAUCAUCCGCCCCACGGCUGUGACACUGGAGCACAUCCCAAAAGCCCUCUCGCCCCAGGGGACCAUCCCUAGUGCCCCCAAGGACUUUGCUGUCUAUGGCUUGAAGGAGGAGAAAGAGGAGGAAGGUCUUCUCCUUGGGCAGUUCACCUACAACCACGAUGGCGACCCCAUCCAAACAUUUUACUUGAAGGGUGGUGCUGUGGGCACAUACCAGCUGGUGGAGCUCCGCGUGCUGAGCAAUUGGGGCCACCCUGAAUACACCUGCAUCUACCGCUUCCGUGUGCACGGGGAACCAGCGCACUGA